AUGAUAGCUCUUGCUACAGCGACAUCAGGUGUAGCAGCUGUAAUAAUGCCUGGUGGAAGAACAGCACACUCAAGAUUUAAAAUCAAAAUCCCAACAACAGAUUCAUCUAUGUGCGGUAUAUCAAAGCAAGAUGGAACAUCAAAACUCCUUAGAAUAGCUCGUCUAAUAAUUUGGGACGAGGCUGCUAUGGCUAAACGCGUUGCAAUUGAAACGUUGGAUAGAACACUAAGAGAUUUAAUGGAUAAAGAUGAACCAUUUGGCGGAAAAGUUAUUGUAUUUGGUGGUGAUUUCAGACAAGUUUUACCAGUGGUGCCUCGCUCAACAAGAUCACAAACUAUCAAAGAAAGUUUAGUAAGCUCACAUUUAUGGAGAAAAAUGAUCAAACUACAACUUUCAAAAAAUAUGAGAGCAAAAUCAGACACAGCAUUCAGUGAAUUUCUUCUUAGAAUUGGGAAUGGAGAUGAACCAACAGUAACAGAGGAUCUUAUAAAACUGCCUACUGCAAUGUUGAUCAAGAAUCAAGGUGAUGAAUUACCGGAAGAUUCUCUCAUAAAUUCAAUUUUUCCAUCUUUAGCUGAAAAUUUCACGUCCAUUGACUAUAUGAAAGAUAGAGCUAUCCUUGCAACAAAAAAUGAAUAUGUUGACAUGUUAAAUGAUAGACUAAUAAAAAGGUUUCCAGGAGAAGGAAAAGAAUUCUAUAGCUUUGAUGAAGCAGUUGAUGACACUAAUCAUCAUUACCAAGAAGAAUUUUUGAACACUCUGCUCCCUAAUGGACUACCGCCACACAAGCUACUGUUGAAAAAAUAUUGUCCAAUUAUUUUACUAAGGAACUUGGAUCCAACUAAUGGACUAUGCAAUGGUACAAGAAUGGUAUGUCAAGAUUUUAACUCCAAUAUAAUUCAAGCUAAAAUCACAAUGGGACAACAUGCUGGGAAAGAAGUUUUCUUGCCAAGAAUACCAUUAAAAUCACAAUGGGACAACAUGCUGGGAAAGAAGUUUUCUUGCCAAGAAUACCAUUGUCACCAGCAGAAGAUGAAGGAUUACCAUUCAAGUUCAAACGCAAACAAUUUCCCAUAA
This is a messenger RNA of Asparagus officinalis (garden asparagus), 1077 nucleotides long. Its product is annotated as ATP-dependent DNA helicase PIF1-like. The coding region runs from base 1 to 1077 and encodes 358 amino acids. The transcript has a single exon. Gene Ontology annotation, molecular function: DNA helicase activity. NCBI's taxonomy places the organism in Eukaryota, Viridiplantae, Streptophyta, Magnoliopsida, Asparagales, Asparagaceae. Gene Ontology annotation, biological process: telomere maintenance; DNA repair. The record is from RefSeq and is a predicted model, not a curated record.